GAACCAAAUUUUAUUAUGGAUAAAGACUUUAAGACUGAGUCAACUUCCUGUUCUCUUCAAAGUUCUUCAGAACCAUUGUUUUCUAUUCAGAUAUUAGAAUUCAAAACAAGUUUGUUAGAAGCAUUAGAAGAAUUACGCAUGAGAAGGGAAGCAGAAAUUCAGUAUGAAGAGCAGAUUAGGAAGAUAAUUGUAGAAAAACAAGAACUUCAGUGGCAAAAGGAGAAUCUUCAACAUCAAAAAGAAACAUUAACAAAGCAGCAUAAAGAAGCUAUGGCACUUUUUAAAAAACAGUUGCAAACAAGGAUGUGUGCCAUGGAAGAAGAAAAGGGACAAUAUCAACUCGCUUCAGAAAUAAGAAAAGAAAUAGAAGGACUGAAGGAAACGUUGAAAGGAUUACAGAAGAAAAUAAAUGAAAUGGAACAAAAGCUCCAAUUACACCUCUUGGCUAAAGAAGAUCAUCAUAAGCAAUUGAAUGAUAGAAAAUAUUAUUCUACAAUCUCAUGUCAAUUUGGAAUGUAAAAGCGAAGUCAUGAAAAGUUAGAACAGAAUGUACAUGAAGCAAUCCAGUUAAAUAAGAGACUGUCAGAAGCAAAUAAAAACCUAGAAUCUGAAUUGUGUGGCCUUAAGCAAGAACUGAAGAAAGUGACUACAGAUCUGAUAAAAUCCAAGAUCACAUGUCGGUACAAGGCAGAAGGAAAAGAUAUCAAUCUUACAAUAAAGGAACAGCAAUUUCAAGAAUUACAAGAAAAACUCAAAUGGUAUUUAACCAAAAAAGAAAAUGAAGUAAGAAAGAAGGUUAGUGAAAAGGUUACCUACAUUCAAGAAGAAAAACAGGGAAUCAUCAGUUCUUUUGAACAUAUUCAACAAUUACUUCAGCGACAGACUCAAAAUAAUAUCAGAAUGGAGGCAGAUUUAAAAGCCCUGAAAGACAAUAAUCAGACCCUUGAAAGAGAUAAUGAGCUGCAAAGGGAGAAGGUAAAAGAAAAUGAAGAAAAGUUCCUUAAUCUUCAAAAUCAGCACGAGAAAGCACGACGAACUUGGGAAAAACAUGAGAAAAAACUCAUUGAAGAAAUAGAUGGGAUUAAAAAUGAGUUGAUGUCAGUUAAAGAAGCUCAUCUUAAAUUACAAGAAAGCUAUAAUGAGUUAUCUUCUCAGAAGAAUGUAUUUUUUGAGCAAGAUAAUAAGCUUCAGAAUGGUAAAGAAGCAAAGGAAAAAGGAAAUGAAAUUUCAGCAGAGCAAAAACAAUCUAAGUCUAUAGAAAUCACAACCAUACAAAAAUGGAAUCCUCAGCAAGAAAUAACUACAGUAAAUACCAUGAAUUUUUGUUCAAAUAUGGAAUAUAGACAAACAGGAAAAAAUAACCAAGGCCAAGAGAGAAAUCCAGAAGAAUCACCGUUUUUUGGAAACAAUGAGAAAAAAGAGAGCGAUCUUAUUAAAGAAAGAAAAACUGAAGAACUUUCUGAAGAAAAAGUAGUUAAAACUUCCCAAAGCAAAGCUUUCAGUCCAGAUAAAGAUUUACUGUGUCAAGAGCAGAACUGGCAAGUGUGCACUGCUGACUUGAGAAACUCAGAAGCUACACAAACAAGAGACAAGAUGUGCUUAGACAGAGAUUUUGGUUGUGUGGAAUUUCAGACACUGAAUGAUUCUCAUUCAAUGAUAGAAAUAUCAGUGGAAACAGGAAGGAUUCUUCAAGACAGGACUCAAGAGUUCACUCUCCACCGUGUACAUGAGGCUUCAGAAACUGGUCAUGAGAAGUCUGUCAAGGAAAAGCUUUCUGAUAUCAAUCAUGACAUGAGUAAUGGACAGCGUGGUGAAGAUGUUUUGGGGAGUGAAACAUCUAAACAAGAAUCCAGAAUGAGUCUCAGCACUGAAGAAAACUCUGUAAAUAAAGAAAUUUCAAAUAACAGCUUCAAAGAAGCUGAAUUGAAUCCUUCCCUCAUUGCAAAAGAUAAUUCUAUCGAGUGUCCAAAGGAGAGCUCAAGGGAUCUCAGUUGUUGUGUCUCAGAUUAUAAAGAGUGUGAAUCAAACCGAACAUGUCCAUUAUAUAAAAGAGAAUGUGAUGGUCCACAGCGUAAGCAAGCUUGUUCUUAUGUUCAAGAGACUCAUGAUACUUUGGGGGAAAUGGACCUAAAUGGUACCUGUGGUACAAUGAAUAAUAACCCAAUUUCACCCGCUGCCUUAAGUGAUAAUAGGAAAGUGUAUUGUGAGAGUCCCAAAAAACCCUUUCAUAUGAUGCCCAUCUCAGGAAAAGACACCCCAAAGCUGAGUGAAAGAAUUGGUUGGAAAAACUUGAAUGAAAUACAGAGCCAUCUACCCAAACAGGAUGGUUCUAAGCAGGAAGAAGGUGAUGAAAAUGAGACAGUUUGUCUUUUUCAAGUAAACCCUCAGAAUAUACAUGUUUCACAGGCCAAAGAUGUGGAAACUGCUCUUCAAAAGCCUACUAUCAGGAAAACUAGCAAAGGUACAGCAAGUCUUUCAGGUGAAGAGAGUCAGGUGAAUGAUAAUCAGAUAAGUGAUUCCAAGGAUUAUUCCAGGGCAAAAAGUGACCUCUUCCUUAUUAGUAACGUUAAGGCCCAACAGCAUACCUUGUUAAACAAUACAAGAGAGAAAACAGACUCAUUAAGUAACACAGUUUCAGAGAGAAAAUAUAUUGAAGGCCAGCUGGAAGAAUCGUGCUCGUUUCACAAAAAGCCAUCUGGAGAUUUAGUAAACAGAAGUGGAAGGUCAGCCUUUGAUCUUUCAACUUCAGAUAAAGAAACUGAGAAAACUCCAGUAUACUUAAAUUUUUUAGAUCCUCGUCCUUGGUCAAAAGUAAAUCAAGUUGAAAGUCAAACAAUGAACACUUUGGCUUCCAAGGUGCCUUUGUUGCUAAAAGAGAGACUGGUGGGUUCAUCAGAAAACAAAAAGAUUCCUUCAAAGACACUUUGUCAAAAUCUUGGCCUGGAUGCUGUCAUGAAGGAAAUAAGAAUGGAUACUACCAGCAUUAACAGAGUUGCUGACACUUUGACUAACUCAAGUAUCCAGCCAAGUCCCAAGAGAGAUCCCAGGGAAGAGUGGAAUGCGAUUGCAAAGACUUUUUAUGAUUCUUCUUUUCCCACAGAACAUGACAAACCACAACUCCUGAAUGCUGGCCUGCCAUCCAGACCUUUUCAGGCAGCCCAGGGUAAAGAUAGAGCCGAUUUCACUGACUGUUCCUUUGGUGCGGAAGAGGAUGAAUGGCAAUCUCAGGACAUCUUAAUAAAAAAUCAAAUCAGUGAAAUUGAAAAGUUUCUAAAUUUGGAAAAGUCUAAAGAAACCAGAAAAAGAAAAUCUGAGGAGAUGUUAGAGUAAGUAGCUGAAGAAAGCUGA
Molecule: messenger RNA, 3348 nt
Organism: Dromiciops gliroides (monito del monte)
Lineage: Eukaryota; Metazoa; Chordata; Mammalia; Microbiotheria; Microbiotheriidae
Gene: CCDC73
Product: coiled-coil domain containing 73
Source: RefSeq, a predicted model, not a curated record